Armigeres subalbatus is the source of this 3472-nucleotide messenger RNA. RefSeq names its product organic cation transporter protein-like. The record is from RefSeq and is a predicted model, not a curated record. The transcript is spliced from 7 exons. Gene Ontology annotation, molecular function: transmembrane transporter activity. Gene Ontology annotation, cellular component: membrane. The coding region runs from base 349 to 2457 and encodes 702 amino acids. Gene Ontology annotation, biological process: transmembrane transport. Lineage: Eukaryota; Metazoa; Arthropoda; Insecta; Diptera; Culicidae.
UAUUGAUGUGAUCGACGACGGAGGACUUCAAUCUAGCGCGAACAGUAGUUUAGGACCGUUGAGUUCUUUUUUGAGAAGAACAAGGAAACCGGCGCUUGCGUCCUCCUGGAGAGUGGAACGAAAAGCAGCCAUCUGUGUUUAACUUGCAGAAAAGUUUCAAACGGUACAAUUUGUCAGGGAACAUGUGCUCAAUCCAACAAGUAUAAUAGAAAUCUAAAUUGGCAAAUCCUGGGUAAUCAGUGUGUCGUGUGUUACUAAGUCAGUGUCAGUGAACCAGAAGUGAUUACUACAAUUGAAAAAGUGAAACAAUCGAUUCAUCAGAAAAAGAAGAACAUAAUUAAUAUCGCCAUGACACCGAAGCCACAGGAAAGUAUCCCAGUGGUGCACGCUGGAGAAGACCAAGAUAUUCCGGGUUCGUUGAAUAACGCCACCAGCUUGGGUAACCUGAGCAGCAACCUCAAACUGAACGGGUUGAUCAAUAAUGGUUUCGUAUCGGACUGUCCGGUCCAGUCCGCCAGCAAAUCCAACCAAACAAAGGAACUAGAGCUGAAAGGGAAGAAUAAUGUCGAGAACACCAGCUUGAACUCUAGCGGUGCAUCGGUGCAGGAAAAACCGAUCGUUGACUUCGAUGAUCUACUGCCGCAUGUAGGCGAGUUUGGACGAUAUCAGAAGAUCCUCUUUCUGCUCAUGAUCCCGUUCGCGUUCUUUGUGGCGUUCGUGUACUUUUCGCAAAUUUUCAUCACUAUCACACCCGAAGAGCACUGGUGUUGGGUUCCCGAGCUUGAACACUUGUCCGUAGAGGAAAGACGCGCCUUAGCGAUUCCUGUUGAGUAUGAACAUGGAACUGAGUUUGACGAUGGAAUGGCUUCCUACAGCAAGUGCUCCAUGUAUGCAGUUAACUAUACCGAAGUGUUAGCCAACAAUAUCCGCAAGGCUGAUCCGUCCUGGCCGACGCAGCCUUGCAAGCACGGUUGGGAGUACAACUUUACCGAUGUGCCGUACCGGACAGCGGCCACCGAUCUCGAAUGGGUCUGCGAAAACGCCUACCUUGCGACCCUGUCCCAGUCGAUUUUCUUCGUUGGUGCCAUAGUCGGUGGGCUGCUGUUCGGUUGGAUCGCCGAUCGAUACGGACGCAUCCCAGCCCUGGCCGGCUGCAACUUGAUAGGAUUCGUUGCCGGCGUGGCCACCGUUCUCUCCGGCAACUUUUGGCAGUUCGCGCUGUGCCGGUUUCUGGUGGGAUUCGCCUUCGACAACUGCUUCACCAUGAUGUACAUUUUGGUUUUGGAAUACGUUGGUCCGAAAUGGCGAACCUUCGUAGCGAACAUGUCGAUCGCCCUGUUCUUCACUGCUGCUUCUUGUGCCCUCCCAUGGAUCGCCUACUAUCUGGCCAACUGGAAACUGUUUGCCGUUGUUACCUCCGCUCCACUGGCCUUGGCCAUUCUCACUCCAUGGCUCGUUCCCGAGUCCGCGAGAUGGCUCGUCGCUCAAGGCAAAGUGGACAAAGCUGUCAGCAUCCUGAAGAAGUUCGAGAGGAUCAACAAGAAAAACGUUGACGCCAGAGUGUAUCAGGAUUUUACCGAAAGCUGCGUCCGCAUGCAGGAGGAAGAAGCUGCCAACAAAAGUUACUCCGUACUGGAUCUAUUUAAGACCCCACGCCUUCGCAAAAUCACCCUUCUGCUUAUUGUCAUCUGGAUGGCCAUCUCGUUGGUAUUCGACGGUCACGUGCGUAAUGUCGGUUCGCUCGGAUUGGAUCUGUUCUUCACGUUCACCGUUGCUGCGGCCACUGAACUGCCGGCUGACACUUUCCUCACCUUUACCCUGGAUCGGUGGGGUCGCCGUUGGUUGGCCUGUGGAUCAAUGGUUUUCAGCGGUGUGUUCAGCCUACUCGCCACCACCUUUCCAAUUGGUCCUUACUCUGCUACUUUGGCUAUGAUGGGCCGAUUCAGUGUCAACAUUUCAUACAACAUUGGUCUUCAGUAUGCGGCCGAAUUGCUGCCUACCGUGGUCCGCGCACAAGGUGUGGCCUUCAUUCACAUUAUGGGCUAUGUGGCCAGCAUUGUCGCUCCAUUCGUUGUAUAUCUUUCGCACAUUUCGCCAUCGAUGCCAUUGAUUGUGCUUGGAAUCAUCGGUAUCUUUGGAGGAGUCCUGUCCCUGAUGCUGCCCGAAACUCUCGGACACGAUCUGCCGCAAACGCUGGUAGAUGGAGAAGAAUUCGGACGUGGGCAGAAGAUCUGGGAUUUCCCGUGCAUGGCCAAGAAAAUCAAUGACGAUGUGGUGGGCGACCUUCCAGUCGAGCGUUUCACUCGGGCUACCUCAAAGCACUCCAUCGGUGCUUCCCUGCGUGCGUCGACGCGUGGAGAAUUGCGCUCCAGUAUGCUGAACCGUUCGAUUCGAUCCCGCAUCUCGGUGCGAUCUCUCCAGCAACGUUCACCGGAUCAAAUAACGGCUAUGGUAUAAGCGGUACCGGUGAUGUUCCACGCUUCCCCGAGAAGGACAUCACUGAUCAGACACAACUAGUACCUUGUAGCCGAAAGUCAGGAGAUAGAACCGAUAGACUUUUGUCUCUGGAGCCGUGGCCCAGGGACACAUUUAGUCCAACCUGCAGUCAACCGUAUCGGGUGACGUAUUAGUUUAAUUACUUGUACAUUAUGAACACAUUAUUCUGGAGCACCCGUCGCUGUAAGGUUUUUAUGAAGUAAAAUCCAUAGAAAAAUGAAGAUAGGUUGAACGUUUGAUCGAAAUGAGCGCCAGGUUAGCGAGUUAGCAAGCAUAAGGAGAGCCUAAGCCAAAAACAUAAAAAUAACCAAUGUGAGGACGCAAUAGUCGGAUUCCACAACUUCGACACCGAAAUACGUUUUCUAAAUACGGAACAGUGCAACAUAAAAGAUCAGCCAUAGUGCAUUUGAUUAGAACAAAAUCAAAUUUGCCACAAGUAUUAACAACAAACAUAUAAAAACCACUGAAAAACCAAUAGCAGUUCCUCAGUCUGUGUUAGUCAAUCAAGACGUGUGAUAGUGCCUUCAUCCAAUCAAUUUUAAAAUUAUAGAUUUUAGUUUAGUUGUAGAUUGUAGGAAUCAUACAUUGUCAAAACAGUGAUAUCAGAAAAGAUGUAUGAUUUUCUAACGUUAUUUCAAAUUUCAUAAGGUAGGAACGGAAAUAGUCCAACCAAAACAACAAUUUGACGUGAUCGUAUCUGUGCUGGUUACUGUUGGUAAAACGAUUUAAUACAUGAAAUUUGUAAGAAGUUCGAGUAGCGAUCGUUUGUGCGCUAGACUUAUAUUCUAUUUUUAAUUUAUUACAGUAUUUAUUUAAAACGACUAUUCGUACCGCUAGAUUGGAAUCUUAUGAACAAGUGUACGUAGAAACUUAAACUAAACAGACAAUCGAAUGCAGGAACGUUUGGCUUUUGAAUGUAGUGAUUUGUAAUUUCAUUACAGUAUAAAUAUAGUAAAAUAAAGACAAAAUUUUAAGA